AUGGCCGGGCGGCAGAGAGGCGCGGGGCGGCUCUGGGCUCUGGGCGGCGCCGCCCUGGGGGCUUGCCUGGCGGGGGUUGCCACGCAGCUGGUGGAGCCCAGCACGGCCCCGCCCAAGCCCAAGCCGCCUCCACUGACCAAGGAGACCGUGGUGUUCUGGGACAUGCGACUGUGGCACGUGGUGGGCAUCUUUUCGCUCUUCGUGCUGUCCAUCAUCAUCACGCUGUGCUGUGUCUUCAACUGCCGUGUGCCACGGACACGGAAGGAGAUUGAGGCCCGGUAUCUACAGCGAAAGGCCGCCAAGAUGUACACAGACAAGCUGGAGACCGUGCCUCCACUCAACGAACUCACAGAAAUCCCUGGAGAGGAGAAGAAGAAGAAGAAGAAGGACAGUGUGGACACUGUGGCUGUCAAGGUAGAGGAGGAGGAGAAGAAUGAGGCAAAGAAGAAGAAAGGAGAGAAAUGA
Arvicola amphibius (Eurasian water vole) is the source of this 465-nucleotide messenger RNA. RefSeq names its product transmembrane inner ear (gene Tmie). NCBI's taxonomy places the organism in Eukaryota, Metazoa, Chordata, Mammalia, Rodentia, Cricetidae. The transcript is spliced from 4 exons. The coding region runs from base 1 to 465 and encodes 154 amino acids. The record is from RefSeq and is a predicted model, not a curated record.